Messenger RNA from Meyerozyma guilliermondii ATCC 6260, 2172 nucleotides. RefSeq names its product amino acid transporter (gene AGC1). Gene Ontology annotation, biological process: aspartate transmembrane transport; L-glutamate transmembrane transport; malate-aspartate shuttle. Gene Ontology annotation, molecular function: L-glutamate transmembrane transporter activity; L-aspartate transmembrane transporter activity. Lineage: Eukaryota; Fungi; Ascomycota; Pichiomycetes; Serinales; Debaryomycetaceae. The coding region runs from base 1 to 2172 and encodes 723 amino acids. The record is from RefSeq and is a predicted model, not a curated record. The transcript has a single exon.
AUGGCUUCGGAAUUUAAAGCCAGAGAGAUUUUUAACCAGUUUGCCACCGAGAACCCAACAUUGUUGGAGGGUGAGAAAACCCUUUCUUUCCCGCAAUUUGUCACCAUAUUGGCACCUUUCGAAUCUGAUCUUCCCAAGGCAUCUUAUUCACUCUUGUAUCUUGCUUGUGACAAGGCCAACAAGGGUUAUGUGACAGAAAGCGAUUUUGUUCGGUUCAUAGACGUGUUAACCUCCUACGAUGGAGAGUUCAAACUUGUGUACUCGAUGUUUAGCUCGAAAUCGAAGGACCGCACCAAGAUAACCUAUGAGGAAUGUAUCGAUAAACUCAAUGGUUUGAACAAGGCAAUAGAUCCUAGCUACCAACAAAAGAAAGUGAAGCUCAAUUGGGCUUAUCUUGCGCGAUUCUUCGCUCCUCUUGGUUCAAUUGAUUUUGUUGAUUUUGUGUCAGUGAUAAAUUACCUUCCAGUUACAAAACUCAUCGGUAAUUUUGAACUCGUGGCAGGCCGUUCGGGAGUUCUUAAUGAGCAAGAGUUCUAUGAAUUACUCACGAAAAACUUGAGUCACAAACUUUCAUCCAAAUUGAAAAAGAAUUUGCACACUUUACCUGAAUAUUUCAAGAAAAGUGAAUUUUCUCUUUCAAACGUUUUGUUCGUCUAUAAUACCCUCAAUCGUAUCGAUUUGGUCAACGAGGUCAUUGCAAAUACCCCUCCAACAACUAAGGAUAAGGAUGAUAUUCUCAUUAACAAGCGGGAUUUGUACGCUCAUUUGAAUGAUCACCUUCUCAAAUCCUCCAACUUUAAGCCAGUAUCCACCACCGAGCUUGAUUUGUUGUUCUUUUUGAUCAACAAAACCGAAGAAACCAUUCCUAGAAAAGAACUCAUUUCUGUUUUGAACCCUAAUUUUGAUAACAACUACAAGACUCUCUAUUCGAUCUUUGAUCAUCCAGCUGCUCAACCAGUCCAGGCUGAUAAUUUUUCACUUUGGCCCAUUUUCGAUUCGUUGUACUCCUUCUUCUUGGGUUCCAUCGCAGGAUGUAUCGGUGCUACCGUUGUAUAUCCUAUCGAUUUGGUGAAGACAAGAAUGCAAGCACAAAAGCACAAGUCUAUGUAUGAUAACUCUUUUGAUUGUUUCAAAAAGAUUAUCAAAAAUGAAGGAUUCAAGGGUCUUUACUCCGGUUUGGCAGCUCAAUUAGUUGGUGUGGCUCCAGAAAAGGCUAUCAAAUUAACCGUGAACGAUUUGGUGAGAAAAAUUGGUACUGACGAUUUUGGAAAGAUUACCAUGGGUUGGGAAAUUGGUGCUGGAAUGUCCGCUGGUGCCUGUCAAGUCAUCUUUACCAAUCCAUUGGAAAUUGUCAAAAUCAGAUUGCAAAUGCAAGGUGGACGUAGUACCAAGAUCUUGGGUCCCGGUGAAAUUCCUCAUAAAAAAUUAAGUGCCGGUCAAAUUGUUAAGCAGCUUGGUGCCAAAGGUUUGUAUAAAGGUGCAACUGCUUGUUUGUUGAGAGAUGUGCCGUUUUCGGCUAUCUAUUUCCCAACUUAUGCUAAUUUGAAGAAGUUUUUGUUUGGUUUCGAUCCUAAUGAUCCUAAUAAGGUUCACAAGUUGGAUUCAUGGCAGUUGUUAUUGGCUGGUGCGUUGGCUGGUGCUCCAGCUGCGUUCUUUACCACACCAGCAGAUGUCAUUAAGACCAGACUUCAAGUGGAGAGCAAAUCCCACGAUAUCAAAUACAGAGGCAUCACCCAUGCAUUCUCGGUGAUCUUGAAAGAAGAGGGAGUUGGAGCUUUUUUCAAGGGUUCUAUUGCUCGUGUUUUCAGAUCUUCACCCCAAUUCGGAUUCACCUUAGCAUCGUAUGAGGUGUUGCAAAACUUGUUUCCUCUUCAUCCUCCUAACACUAGGGAGUCUAACUUCAAGUCCACGAGUGGAUAUCCUGGUGUGUACAACUUAACCAACGACCAGGUAUACAAUACUCAAGGAAACCGUAUCAUGUAUUUGAAUCAGGACAAAUUGUUUGCCGAGAAUGGUUUACGUUCGAAUAACGACAUAUCCAAUGCGUUGGUUAAAUUACCUGCUGAAUAUGUGUACAAGUCUCAGGAUGCUAUAAAGCUUUUGUUAGACAUUGACUACAAGUUUGGUAACUUUACUUAUCAAAGUUACUUGAACUAUAUAAAGAAAAACUAA